AUGUCAAAGUUAUCACUCUUAGCUGUUUUCCAGCUAAUAAUGUUGGUUAAUGCCUUCAAUAUUACAACUACACUCACUAAACAAGGUAGUACAUCUACUGUUACAAGAACUCAUUUUAGUGAAAAUGUUAAAGAAUCAGAAUCUUAUUCACUUUAUCAAAAUCAAACGGAAACUAUUGGUGUUCCAUAUGUCAAUGCUCAUUUUUCAACUGGUUCAAGCUCGGCUGCUCAAGCAUCUGGUUAUUCAAAUGUGACUUAUUCAAAUGAAUUAGCUUCUGCUACUGAUAUUUCAUCAUCAGAAUCAUCCAGUGAAUCCCAAUCUUCAUCUACUUCACUUGAUGUUGUUACCACUACAAAAGUACAAACACAAUAUUCUGUUGCUAAUCCAUACAACCCACAAUCCACUUAUGAACCAGCUGGUGGUUCUCAAUCUGAUGCUGAUCAAGGUUAUCCAGAAAUAUCACAAUCAAGAAUUGCUAUUGGAACUACAAAGAAAGUUGUCACUUUAACUACACAAUUAACUUCUACACCAUCUGCUGAAGUCAUUUUAGUUACAACUACUGCUACAACUAAGACUUCAACAAUUUAUACUGCUUCAGUUACUGGUAUUUACUCUGAACAAGGUGCUCGUGCUUCUCCAGUUCCAACUACUGCUUCAAAUCCAUUAUUCACAAAUAGUCAAGUUUCUGAAGCACAAACCAAUUCUAUUGCUACUUCAAGUUUCACUAAAGAUAGAACAAUUACUGUUUCAACAACAUCAACUUCCAGUAUUGCUUCAAAUUCAGCUUCUUAUUCAGGAAAAGGAUCAAGUCAUACUUCCAUAUCUGGUGCGGCUUCUAUUUCAGGAACAACUAUUUCUUCAGUUGGCUAUCAUAAUUCUUCAAUUCCAUAUGAAAGUUUGAGCUCCUCAGCUUUAGAUGAAUCAUCAUCAAUCCUGAGUGGUAGUUCACUUUCUCAAGUUGCUUCAUCUUCUGAAAAUGUCACUGCAACUUUAUCAUCCUCAGAAUUAUCAAGGUCUACUGAAUUAGAAUCAUCAUUAUCUGGAAGUUCAUCAUCAUCAUCAUCAUUAUUAGAAAGCUCAUCUUCAGUUGCUACCUCAUCAUCAGCUUCCAACAUUGAUGCUGCAGGUGCUGUCUCAUCUUCACACUCUGUCUCUGUAUCAGCAACCGGUACAACAACAUUACAAACAACUUCUCAAACACCAGAAGCAACAUCAUUUAAUUUAUUCUCUGCUAUUGAUACUCAAUCACCACCAAAUAUUUUCAAAAGAGAAGCAUUACCAUUAGAGUUACCAGAAGGUGUGGAAAGUGAUGAUAAACCAAUUGAAACUAAUAAAUUUUGGGGUAAUUUGAUUUUAUCAAAACAGACUGAUGGUGUUUGGACUUAUCCAUAUGGUUUCUUCAAAUCAGUUACAGAUUACUAUGGGUUUGCUGUUUCUCAUACAAACUCUUCACAAUACGUUUUUGGUAAUUAUGAUAGUGAUGGUACUGCUGAAUAUUAUUUCAACCCAAUUGGUCUUGGUUCUUUCAUUUUCAGUGCUAAAGGAUUUACUGAAGAUAAUCUAGGUAUGGAUAUCAGUGAAAUGAAAUCAAUGUCCACUUUAGUUACUUUAUUCAAUAACCAAAGCUCACCAGAUUCAGAUUUUAUUGAUUUAUCAUUAGUUCAAGGUAUGGGUUUUGCUACAGCUGUUUAUAAUGGUAACUUAACUCCAUUGUUGAAUUCUAAUGUUGGUUUUGCUAAAUUAGUUCAAGAAACUUCAACUUCAUUAGAUUCUAAAAUUCAAAAAUAUCGUGCUUCUUUAAACAAUGGUGUUGAUUGGUUAUUAUAUGUAACCUUACCAUCUUCAUCUACUGAUUUCAAACUUUCUGCUACUGGUUCAUUUGCUAUCACUGGUUCCAAAGCUGUCGAUGGAUUAAUUAUUCAAGUAGCUGUUGCUCCAAGCUCAAAUGAAGCUUAUUAUGAUCAAGCUGCUGGUACUUAUGUUACAGAUGCCACUGUUCAAGGUUCAUCAAAUGGUGUUUCUGCUAAUUAUCAAUUCAAAUAUGCAACAAAAGGUCAAAGUUCUUCAGGUAAUCCAAUUGUCUUCGCAUUACCACAUCAUUUGAAAUCAUUUACUUCAGCAACUACCAGGAGAUCAACUGGUAUUUCAUUAGAUUCUUCAACUAAAGGUACAAUGUAUGCUUAUUUAACUGAUUAUUUACAAUUUUCAGACUCUUUCAAUAAUGAUGUUCAAUGGUUACCAUGGUCUCAACAAAUCACUAAAGACUUAUCUUACACUGCUGAUCAAUUAAAAUUAAUUGCAUCUGUUGCUAAUGAUGAAUUAAAUGUUGAUUUUGCUAGCUCUGUUAAAGGUCUUGGUAUGUAUACAGCAGGUAAAUUCUUGGAUAAAUAUGCAUAUAUGUUAUUAGUCAUUGAUGAAAUUAUUCAAGAUGAUUCAGUUAGAAAUUCAACAUUAGAAAGAUUAAAAGAUGCUUUUGAUAUCUUCUUACAAAAUGAACAAGAAUUUUCAUUGAUGUAUGAUACUCGUUAUAAAGGUGUUACUUCAACUGCUGCUCAAAAUGGUGAUACUGGUGCUGAUUAUGGUGGUCCAUAUUACAAUGAUCAUCAUUUCCAUUACGGUUAUUUCGUUCAUGCAGCUGCUGUCAUUGGUUAUGUUGAUGCUAAACAAGGUGGUUCAUGGGCUCAAGAUAACAAAGAUUGGGUUAAUUCAUUAGUUAGAGAUGUUGCUAAUCCAACAGAUGAUGAUUCAUAUUUCCCAGUUUCAAGAUCAUUUGAUUGGUUUGCCGGUCAUUCAUGGGCUGCUGGUUUAUUUACUGCAGGUGAUGGUAAAAAUGAAGAAUCCACUUCGGAAGAUUAUAAUUUUGCUUAUGGUAUGAAAUUAUGGGGUAAUGUUAUUGGUGAUCAAAGUAUGGAAGCUAGAGGUAAUUUGAUGAUUUCCAUAUUGGCAAAAUCUUUGAAUGAUUAUUUCUUAUUCUCAGAUGAUAAUGACAUUCAACCAAAUGAAAUCAUUGGCAAUAAAGUUAGUGGUAUUUUAUUUGAUAACAAGGUUGAUUAUACAACUUGGUUUGGUACCAAUAAGGAAUAUAUUCAUGGUAUUCAUAUGUUACCAAUAACUCCAGUUUCUUCAGUCAUUAGAGGACCAAAUUUUGUCAAACAAGAAUGGGAUCAAAAGAUUUCAUCAAUUGUUGAUACUUUAAAUAGUGGUUGGACUGGUAUUUUGAGAUUGAAUCAAGCAUUAACAGAUCCAAAAGCUUCUUACAACUUCUUCUCACAAGAUAAUUUCUCAAAUACUUGGUUGGAUAAUGGUUUAAGUAGAACAUGGUGUUUGGCUUUCAGUGGUGGUUUAGUAAAUUCACUUUGA
Molecule: messenger RNA, 3360 nt
Organism: Hansenula ciferrii
Lineage: Eukaryota; Fungi; Ascomycota; Saccharomycetes; Phaffomycetales; Wickerhamomycetaceae
Product: glucan endo-1,3-beta-D-glucosidase
Exons: 1
Coding region: 1-3360 (1119 amino acids)
Cellular component (GO): cell surface
Molecular function (GO): endo-1,3(4)-beta-glucanase activity; glucan endo-1,3-beta-D-glucosidase activity
Source: RefSeq, a predicted model, not a curated record